GCUCUGGUUGGAAACGACACCGCGGGGAAAUGUGCCGCAUGUUCCCGCCGGGAAUCGCCCUCGCUCGUGGUAUUCCUGCGCCGAGGGGUGUUAUCGUCGGAUGCUAGUAGCCCCCCCCCCACACACAUACACACCUCCCCUCCGCCGAGCGAGCGAAGAAGAGGGGGAGAAGUGAAGGACUGAAGCCAAGUGUUUGGGGACUGAAUCGGGACGAACGGACCCGCUCCUACAUCCCUUCUGUCCCGAUGCGCCGCUUGGCCGGAUCGCUCCCCCGUCACUGAUUAUUCUGUGGGACAAAACAAGCCGACACCGUCCUCCCUCCCUCCUCCUCCUCCGUCUUCUUUUCCUUGCGGGAGACAACUAACGCAACAUGGAUCUCAGUAAAAUGGCUGUCAGCAUCAAUAAGGCCAUCAACACACAGGAAGUCGCUGUCAAAGAGAAGCAUGCUCGGACUUGCAUCCUGGGAACCCACCAUGAGAAAGGCGCGCACACCUUCUGGGCAGCGGUUAACCGGCUGCCUCUCUCCAGCAACGCAGUGCUCUGCUGGAAGUUCUGCCACGUCUUCCACAAGCUACUGCGAGAUGGACAUCCAAAUGUGAUAAAGGAUUCCAUGAGGAACAAGGCUGACUUGACUGAUAUGAGCAGGAUGUGGGGUCACCUGAGUGAAGGUUAUGGGAAGUUGUGCAGCAUCUACCUCAAACUGCUCAUCACCAAAAUGGAGUUUCACAUCAAAAACCCCCGCUUCCCAGGCAAUCUCCAGAUGUCAAACAGACAGCUUGAUGAAGCUGGAGAGAACGACGUCAACAACUUCUUCCAGCUGACGGUGGAGAUGUUUGACUACCUGGAGUGUGAGCUCAACCUCUUUCUGGGUGUGUUCAGCUCUCUGGACAUGUCUAGGUCCGUGUCGGUGACUGCAGCAGGCCAGUGUCGCUUGGCCCCUCUCAUCCAAGUCAUCUUGGACUGCAGCCAUCUGUAUGACUACACUGUCAAGCUGCUGUUUAAACUCCACUCCUGCCUUCCAGCAGACACUCUCCAGGGUCAUAGAGACCGUUUCCAGGAACAGUUUAAGAAAUUGAAGAGCCUGUUCUAUCGCUCCAGCAACUUGCAGUACUUCAAGAGGUUGAUUCAGAUCCCACAGUUACCUGAGAACCCUCCCAACUUCCUCCGGGCAUCAGCUCUGUCAGAGCACAUCAGCCCAGUAGUGGUGAUUCCCGCCGAGUCAUCGUCCCCCGAGUCAGAACAUAUGGUGGAGACAGAAGACCUGGUGGACACUGACAUCCCUGUACUACCGGCAGCGGUGGAAACCAAGUUCGAUGACCUCUUUGGCACCUCGGCUGCUACAGACCCCUUCAACUUCAACAGUCAGAAUGGCAUGCGCAAGGACGACAAAGACCGUUUGAUUGAACAGCUGACCAGGGAAAUCCAGGCCCUUAAGGAAGAACUUGAGUCCUUUAGACUAGAGAGUGGUCGGUUAUGCCAGGCGCUGAGGGGGCGUGUCAGUGAGUUGGAGGCGGAGCUGGCGGAGCAAAGCCACUUGAGGAUGCAGGCUGUCGGCGAGAGCGAGUUCCUCAAGGCGGAGCUGGACGACCUGCGGCGGGUCAAAGAGGACACGGAGAAGGAGCAGAGGAGCCUCACUGAGAUAGAGAGAAAAGCUCAGGCCAAUGAGCAGCGUUACACCAAACUGAAGGAGAAGUACACAGAGCUGGUCCAGAGUCAUGCAGAUCUGCUGAGGAAGAAUGCGGAGGUGACUCGGCAGAUGACUGUGGCCCGAGCAGCCCAGGACGAGGUGGAGGCAGUGAGGAAGGAGAUGCAGGAGAAGGUUAAGGCCGCCCAGGAGGCAGCAGACAGACAAGAGAAGGAGCAGCUAGAGCAGCUUCAGGAGCUCCAGACCGAGCUGGUCUCAAGCAGGGCGGAGCUGGGUGUCCUGAAAACCACCAUGACCUCCUCACAACAGUCAAGCGAAGCCCUCAGUACACAGCUGUCCACCCUGGAGUCUGAGAAGGCCGAACUAGUGGAAACCUUGUCCAAGAGGGAGGCAGAGCUGACUUCUAUGGGGGAGGACCUGGAGCAAGCCCAGAGCUCUCUGGCCAUCGAGAGGGAGAGCGGGGUGAAGACGGCAGAAGCCCUUCAGAACCAACUCAAUGAGAAGGAGAGCAGGGAGCAGGCGCUGGAGAAUCAGCUAGUAGCCGCUCGCUGGGCAAGUCUGCUGGGAGCUGUGGAGGAGGCUGAGAGGAUCGUACGAGACUCCCUGGUUCAGAUAGACGACCCAACACACAUUAGCUGCACCAGCUCGGCAGAAUACCUGGCAUCAAGGUGUCAGGCCUCCUUAGAUUGUAUGGACAGACUCCAGUCUACCAGAGAAGCCUUCCUGGCUGAUAACACAGGUGUGUCAGAGCUGAUGCGAGCGGUAACCCAGUUUGGCCACCUGGUGGGCGAUGCGAUUGUUCAGGGCAGUGCCACCUCCCACAUGGUGCCAGUGGAACAGGCUGAUGAGCUGUCGGAGAGCGUGAAAGCAUGCGGGUCCGAGGCCCUGGCUCUGUUGGGGUUGCUGAAGGAGCAGGAGAGCUUGGCCACAGCAGACGACUCCACCCUCCGGAAAGCUCUGGAGGGCAUCCUGGCUGCUGCCGAGAAACUGCGCCCUCGAGGUUUAGAGCUUCAGCAGGGCGAGCUGGGAGAUCUAGUGGAGCAGGAAAUGGCUGCUACUUCUGCAGCUGUUGAAUCAGCUGCUGCCAGAAUAGAGGAAAUGCUCAACAAGUCACGUGCGGUGGACACAGGAAUCAAGAUGGAAGUUAAUGAGAGGAUCCUGGCCUCCUGUACAGACCUGAUGCAGGCUAUCAAGGGGUUGGUGUUGUCGUCCAAAGAUCUGCAAAGAGACAUUGUGGAAAGUGGAAGGGGAGCAGCCUCCAUGAAGGAAUUCUAUGCCAAGAACUCUCGCUGGACUGAGGGCCUGAUCUCUGCCUCCAAAGCUGUUGGAUGGGGUGCCACAGUCAUGGUGGAUGCUGCAGAUAUGGUGGUGCAGGGCAAAGGGAAAUUUGAGGAGCUGAUGGUGUGUUCACAUGAGAUAGCUGCUAGUACAGCACAGCUAGUCGCUGCAUCCAAGGUAAAAGCAGACAAAGACAGCACCAACCUGCACCGUCUGCAGCAGGCGUCCAGAGGAGUUACCCAGGCCACCGCCGCCGUCGUGGCCUCCACCAAGUCAGGGAAGUCCCAGAUUGAGGACAAGGACACAAUGGACUUCUCAAGUAUGACUCUAACCCAGAUCAAACGACAAGAGAUGGACUCCCAGGUCCUGGUUUUGGAGCUGGAGACACGUCUCCAGAGGGAGCGAGAACGUCUGGGCGAACUGAGGAAGAAGCAUUACGAGCUGGCCGGCGUGGCAGAGGGCUGGGGCGAGGAAGAAGAGGGCACAGGUUGAGAUCUGCCUUCAGCAGCCCCCUUUUCCCUCACCUCAACCAGAAGCCUGGUUUAUGUCUGAUUCUUUCCAUUUAUACACACAGUCUUCAGUCAGUCUUUUCCUCCCUCAUUUUCUUCUCUCUCUUUUUUUCCCCCAAGCCAAACAAAAAAGGUGCUUCUUUUUUAAUUCCGUUCCUGCCACGUUUUCCCGGAAACUUCCAUGAGAAGAGCGCUGAGGGCUUUGUUGGGUGUCGGUGGAGGAGGAGGUGAUGUGGCCAGGAUGCCCCCUCCCCCCACACCCCAGUACUGUUGGCUGAGUAGCGGUUGACGUUAUUGAUCCAUUUGUAGUGAAUAUUUAUUUUCUUUUUCCUCCCCUGGUUCUGCUUUAAAUACCGGCGGUUCACGAGGGGAAAGCAUCCCGGAAGAGACUGUCUGAGCACAAGUUCUACUCGAGAUAUCCCAGGAUGCAUUACACAAGUGGCCAAUCCCUCAGUGAUCAUGUCUCCCUCCGCUGAGAGACGGGCAUCGGGUGCGGGUUACAGGGUCGCUGAGUCCGUGGACCGUGUGGCAGCAGGAGCUAAGUCUUCACUUUACCCACCAGUCCUGUGACCACCGUUUCCAUCCUGGGGCCCUUGUUUCUCUCUCUUUUCUGUCCCCACUGUGAGUUUUCUUACCUCUCUGACCCAUGCCCCAUCAGUGCUAACACGCCAGCUGGGUUACUGGACUCGAUGCCUUUCACCUCUACAUUUUUACUGACCGUGACUGUUAUCAGAGCCGACUGUUUUUGUCGGUAUUUUUUUUGUUUUGUUUUGAUGUUUUUUUUUUGGUUCUUUUUUUAAGCUCCCAUUUUGGAAACACUUGUACAACCCACAGGCCUAUGAACUCUUACCGUGCAUAAUUUUAAAGGGGUAGUUUAUGAAUGACAGGGUAACGAGAAGUUGCUUCCAAACACGAGACCGCUUCCCUUGAGCCAUGAGACUGCUGACUAGCUCAUGCUGCUUCGCUGCGGUAGAGGUCAGCGGUAGUGGUGCAUCAUGGGACGCCCCGAUGAUACGAGUAGAAUUGUCCCUAUCCACUGAUAGGAGGUUGUAACUUUUUUAUUUCCUGCUCUAAUGAUAAGGGAUAAGAAAGGGGCAGGGGAGUUGCUCCCCAAAACCACAUCUAUGUAAAAAAAAAAACACAAAAAAAACAAGUUUUGCUAUUGUUGGGUUUGAAACUUUUACAUUUGAUUUAAAAGACAUGCGCUACUUAGAAAUGACAACUUCCAUACCAGAAAUGAGUUGGCUUAUUAAAGGUUUUAGUCUCUCUCUCUCUUUCUCUCUCUCUCUCUCUCUCUGGUGCAUUUCUUUUUUAAAUAUACAUUUUUGUAGAUGCGUAGUCAGCAAUCAAGGGCUUUGUUUUUCAGUUCUGCAGCAAUAUGCUAACAAAAGAAAUAUUUCAACAAAGCAACAACUGCUAAGAAAUGGGGCUGGUUUCAAAGGGGGUGCUGGGAUUCGGUCACAUCCUGAACUCACAUAAUGACAUUGUUUCCCGACAGCUAGCGAGCACUCCUGUGUUGUUUGCUGUAUCCGUUUUGUGUCAGGCACAAUGAGGUGUAAUUACCCCACCAGCAAAGAAAUCGUGCUCCUGGUAAUUAUAACAGUUCCCCUUCGAACGGGCCGGCUGCUGCACUGGAUGACGCCCUGUGCAGACUGUGCGAUUUUUAUUGUCUCGCAUUUAAUGAAUGUUGGAUUAUAUGAAAGGACCCAAGUACAAAUCUUGAUAUCAGUCCUGUCAGACAGAGUCUGUUCUUUUGUCAUACCGUGCGAUGGGGCUGCAUGUGUGCGAUGUCUGCAGACCGCCCUCUUUUCGAGUUUGUCACAUCUCUAAAGUGAUUAAAAUCGCACAAUCCACAGAGGGCUUGAAUCUGAACAAGUCAUUUUGUAAUUCAUUAACAUCAGGUCAUAUGAAAAUCAAAACUUGAAUGUUGGGUUAAAUGGAUGUAUAGUAAUCUCACCGCCCAUUCUGAUGGCCCUUGUUCCACAUAAGUGACAAAAAGUUGUAUCAUGAAAUAUUGGAAGAAUUGUCAAGCUUACUACCUCUUCACAUACCCUGCUGGACCGAUGACCAACGUGCGAUUAUAAGUUCUUGACUUGCUGACUUGUCUGCAUUACCAGGACCAUGAUCUUUGAAAGUGAGCCUCUGAAAUAAACAUGUAUGCUUCAGGGGUUUCCUUUGAGUUUUCCCCAAGACCAGGUGGCUUUGUAUAUACUACAACAAGAGCUUUUUAUAUUUGGUUAUGGUCCUUUGACUUCACCUAGUCUAAAAGCCUUUACUGGCACUUCUUUUGCAUCCUCCUGAUUGACCAUGCAAAAGGGUGCCAAUUGAAAUCAUCCCUUACUAAUAUUUGUUGGUACCGAGGGUUUGAGAGCUGAAUUUGGUGACUUAGGCCACCAGAGUGUGAUUGACACAAUUCUUUCUGAGACUGGUAAACUGACUUUCAGCACAACGCCAGUCGACUCUGACGGCGCUCAAAGUGUACCACGGCACGGCCGUCUGUAGGAACUGUUUAGAAACCCAUGAGAUGAUCUGGUGUUCAUUUUGAACCCUUACCUUACCUUCUUUCUGAAUUGUAAUGAUGAUGAUGAUGAUGAUACUCAUGGAGUUUGUCUUCCUACACGUCUUAACACCCUUAUCUAGCUUUGGUGCUCCGCUUCAGCCAUUCUGAAGCUUUGAAAGUGGAUAUUCCAACAGAGCUCGAUCAAACGGUAUUUGCCCAUAUGUCAUAAAGUCGGUUUCUAACCACAGCAAAGAGCUAGUUUCAUGAUGAAGAGCUAGUUUCAUGAUGCUAAUUUCAGUUGAACAGACAGCUUGCAGGUAGUGUCAUAUAACUUUAACCUGUUGCAGAAAAGAGCAUCUACUUCACAUGAUCUUUUAUACUAACUUUACUGUUUUUGUAAAAGAAAAGUUGAAAUA
Molecule: messenger RNA, 6348 nt
Organism: Lampris incognitus (smalleye Pacific opah)
Lineage: Eukaryota; Metazoa; Chordata; Actinopteri; Lampriformes; Lampridae
Gene: hip1
Product: huntingtin interacting protein 1
Exons: 31
Coding region: 371-3415 (1014 amino acids)
Biological process (GO): endocytosis; actin filament organization; clathrin coat assembly
Cellular component (GO): presynapse; actin cortical patch; clathrin-coated vesicle
Molecular function (GO): phosphatidylinositol-3,5-bisphosphate binding; clathrin light chain binding; phosphatidylinositol-3,4-bisphosphate binding
Source: RefSeq, a predicted model, not a curated record